This is a messenger RNA of Nakaseomyces glabratus, 399 nucleotides long. It is a transcript of the gene AIM4, whose product is annotated as Aim4p. Lineage: Eukaryota; Fungi; Ascomycota; Saccharomycetes; Saccharomycetales; Saccharomycetaceae. The record is from RefSeq and is a predicted model, not a curated record.
AUGGUGCAUUCUGAUAAUAAUAUCAUUAAGGACCCGAAGAGGAAUGGCGAGAAACCGGUGGAGAUGAUUCUGAAUGGUAACAGGAAAGAAUCAAAACGCUACAAUGAACAGCUGUCGUCAUUAGAAGAAAGAAAGCAAAAGAAGAAACUAAAAGUAGUCCAGGAAGACUCAGCUUAUAUGGACCAGAGUGCCAAUCAAACUAGCUCUGCCGGUUUAGACAAAGAUACCAAUGAAUUAGGACCGAAGAGUAUAUUUUAUGACCCUGACUGGAAUCCCAAAGGAGAAGCACCUGAUGGUUUCAGAAACGUACCUUAUAAUCCCAAGACAUUCAAAAGGCUGCAUAAUCAAAUAGAGGAGGAUUUAGGUUCUUUAUCAGGUAAGUUAAAGUAUCCUGAGUAA